This is a messenger RNA of Helobdella robusta, 1921 nucleotides long. RefSeq lists its product as hypothetical. The record is from RefSeq and is a predicted model, not a curated record. Gene Ontology annotation, molecular function: cysteine-type deubiquitinase activity. Bases 62 to 1921 code for a protein of 619 amino acids. The transcript is spliced from 13 exons. Gene Ontology annotation, biological process: protein deubiquitination. NCBI's taxonomy places the organism in Eukaryota, Metazoa, Annelida, Clitellata, Rhynchobdellida, Glossiphoniidae.
AUUUGUGGUCUAACAUCUUUUCUAAAUUGUGAUCAAAUUUCACGAAAACUAUUUCAUAGAAAUGGUACAACCACACAAUGUUGCCCUGUUCUGUGGAAUAGCUUCCAUUUUCAGUGCCACCCUGUAUUAUUUGUUAAAGAAGCCAGAAUCCCUGAAAUUAGGGAAAGACAAAAAAUCGCCGUGUCCGGGACUCAUGAAUUUAGGAAACACCUGCUUUUUGAACUCCAUCUUGCAGGCACUCUCUCCAUGCAAAUUGUUUGUGGACUGGCUGGAGUUCAUCCUUGAUCAUUCUACAUACAUGAAUAAAAAUUCUUUGGUGUUUGAGGUUUAUGCCACGUUGAAAAUCUUAAACAACGAAAGCAUUGAGCAUACAGAAGACUACAACCCUAAACCCGUAUUGAAUAAACUGGCCAGUAAGGGAUGGGUCAUUUCUAAUGGCGAACAUGAUGCCAGUGAAUUGUUCCACGUUCUUAUGGAAAGUUUAAACGAGGAACUCAUCGUUAAUCCUUCUACUAUUUCUCUGUUUGAUAUAUCAACAUUAGAGAAAUUUAGGUGCUUGUUGCCAGAUGAGGCAGUGAACAAUAUUAGCACAAGUCUGCCAAAAUUAAAUUCAUCAUCACCAUUACCGUCCUCAUCAUCGUCAUCAUCACCGUCAUUUUCAUCAUCGUCGUCGUUACCGCCAUUUUUCGGCCGUCUUGCCAGUCAGCUUAUCUGCAAAUACUGCGGAUCUAGGAACCCAAUGAGUUAUCAGACUUUCUGCUGUCUUUCCUUGCCUCUGCCUCCUAAUAAAUAUGGAUUGACGACGUUGGAGUUGUUGCUAAAGAAUUAUUUGCAGUCUGAGAAUAUUGACGAAGCCAUGUGUGAGAAGUGCAAAGUUAAGAGGCCAUUCAUUAAAAGAACUACAAUUGGGAAGCUUCCGCAUUCACUGUGCAUCCACUUGCAACGUACAACGUGGUCAUCCGUUGGGGCCUACAAAAGAAUGGAUCAAGUAACUAUCCCUGAUCACAUCGACCUGGGCCAAUAUUUAUGGAGAGGUACUUGUGGUUUUUCAGGUGCCGGCGGUAUCAUUAGUGAAGCCGUUGGUCUUGGGGGGCUGUCCUUACUGGGACCUAAAAUCAGGGAUGUGCAAAAGGUUGGGCUGCUGGGUGGGAAGUUGAAAGAGGAAAAAAUGGAUGAAGAAUCAGUCGCUGUUGUCGGUGGUGACUCUGGAGACGGAGAUGGAGAUAAGUUGAUGAAGAGGAUGGAUCUGCUGGCCUCAUCUGUUGAUAGUCAAAAAAUGUUGAAAAGGAGAAAAAUGAAAAAUAAAAUUUGCCUCACAAAUCCUUACUCUAUAUCUGUAAACAUGCUGAAAGCACUGAAUUACUACUCACAUCUAUCUAGUCUCGGACUUCAGAAUGCAUCGGUCAAAAUGUCGCCUGCUACUAAUACUACUUCGUCUUCUUCAUCGUCAUCGCUAUCCAUUGAUACGUCAUCGUCAUCAUCUUCUUCUACUAACAUUUCAUCGUCAUCAUCUUCUUCUUCAUCGUCAACGCCGUCUAGAUCAUCAGCAGAGUUUGAUUUGGCCAAUAGGAAAACUAUCUUAUCCCCCACUAGAACGACGACAGAGAUCCCAAAAGAACUGACCAUGCUAGCCGAUGCUUACGAAAGCGAAUAUUUGUGUUGCAGAAAAAUGCCAAAAAAUGGCGGAAACUCAAGCACCAUCUACCGCUUAUCAUCUGUCAUCGUUCAUUACGGAGACGUGUCGUCUGGUCAUUUCGUAGCCUACCGAAGAUCGCCUACCAGAUUUGGGGUUCGAUUUCCUGACAGACAUGUAUGUGAGAGAGUGUUCUACGGAGGAAGUCUUUUCAUCAGCCCCAUACAUGCUGAUGUACGAGAGGUUGUGAUCGGGCCCCAUUUGAAAAUUAGUGGAAUGGAUGAGUGA